Micropterus salmoides (largemouth bass) is the source of this 2845-nucleotide messenger RNA. Its product is annotated as GRIP and coiled-coil domain-containing protein 1-like. The transcript has 4 exons. NCBI's taxonomy places the organism in Eukaryota, Metazoa, Chordata, Actinopteri, Centrarchiformes, Centrarchidae. The record is from RefSeq and is a predicted model, not a curated record. The coding region runs from base 322 to 2622 and encodes 766 amino acids. Gene Ontology annotation, cellular component: Golgi apparatus.
AUCCUCGUCCAAUUCCGGCUCAGACCAACAUGGCGGCUGAUAGCCGAGAGUCAGCAGCUCUUCAGAUUAAUGUCUGAGUUUCUAUGAAUAUUUACAGUUUCCUGAUGAAAUAAAUCAAUUCAGAGACAUUUUCCCGCUUCAGUUUGUUAAAACCUGCAGUUGGUCUGUAACUGCUGACAGCUUUGGACCAGAAACCAACAAACCCAGUAUGAUGAUGGGUCCUAGAUGAACCAGUUCCGAUCCUGCAUAAUGAUGGAUCCAGUCUAAUCUGACCCUCGUAGACCGUCAGUCUGGCCUGACCUUGGUAGACCAAUUGGAGUAAUGGAGAAGUUUGGGAUGAGUUUCGGGGGCGGUCCCAGCAGGAAGGAUUUGCUGGACACCAUUGAGUCCCAGAAGAAGCAGCUAGUCCAAUACCAGACCCGCUUCAAAGAUGUGGUCCAGGCCUAUAAGAGUCUCCUGAAGGAGAAGGAGGCUCUGGAGGCCAGCCUGAAGGUCCUAUCGGUGACCCAGGAGGUGGACCUGAAUCAGCAGGUCCAGGACACCACUGCCUCAGACCUCCAGGAGGACGGCUGCUCAGUGUAUAGCGAGGACAGCGUGGACACGGCAGCAUCUGUGGAGACGCCCAGUGACACCGCCAGAGGGGACCAGAGUGAAGAGGACCAGGGAGAACCGGGAGGAAAAUCCAGCUCAAUGUCCCUCAGGUCCGACCCCGAUGCUGGCGGCUCAGAGAGCACCACCGUGGGAGUGGAGCCGCAGCAACAGGCAAGCGCAGAGGUGGACCGCCGAGCCGCCCGGCGGAAGAGCCAACUGAGCACGCUCACCAGCGCCCUGGCCACAGUGACGCAGGAGAAGUCUCGGAUGGAGGCGAACUUCCAGGCCGACAAGCGCCAGCUGAAGCAGGAGGUGGAGGAGCUGCAGGAGCGCCUGGUCGCCGUGACCACGCAGCAUGAGGCGGAGCUGCAUGCCCUGCAGCAGCAGUUGGCUGAGAGCCGCGCUCGCAUCAUCACGCAGCAGCACGAGAGGGAGCAGGAGCAGGGAGACCACGUCCAGCAGCUGCGAGAGCUGCAGCGGAUCCUGCAGCAGGAGAGAGACCUGCGACAGGAAGCAGAGCUCCGCCUACAGGACGCCAACGCCACGCUCCUCAUGACAUCACAAGCCGUGGACCGGGGGGCAGAGUCUGAGGCUCACCUGAGCAAGGUGAGGGAGGAGAGAGAUGAGCUGAGGAGGAGGCUGCAAGCCGCCGAGGAGGACCAGAAGAAACCAGAUCCCAGAGUGGACGAACUGCAGCGAGAGCUGACAAAGCUGAAAAACCACUUCCAGCAGCAGUUCCACAACGAGACCAGGAAGGCGUGUGAUGCGGAGGAGCGUGCGCGUGAGCGCGCUCAGGCGGCAGAGGUGAGGGUUGCCGGUCUGGAGCAAAGAGUCUCUGAACUGUCGGAGCUGCUGGGAUCCUGUGAGAAGAUGAGGCAGAGAGACCAGCAGACCGCUCAGAGGCUCAGGGACCGGAUCCUGCAGCUCGAUACGGAGAACAAAACGCUCGCCAUCGCCGCCUCCAGCAGGACGACCUCUGACCUCGGCGUGGACGAGUCUCAGCUGGACGUCAGCUUGCUGAGGGACAAGCUGGAGAAGGUGAAGAAACUGCUGCAGCUAGCGGCUCAGAGGAACCAGGACCAGAAUAUCCAGAUCCAGAACCUCGUGGAGACCGAGGCUGAGCUCAGCGGAGACAAAGGCUCGGCGCUGUUCUACCAGCAGGAGCUGCGGCAGCUCAAGGACGAGUUUGAGCGCUACAAGCUGCGAGCGCAGGUGGUGUUGAAGAACAAGAACACCAAAGAUGGCUGCCAGGCCAAGGAGCUGGAGGAGAUCCGGGACCAGCUGUCAGAGCUGAAGGAGAAGUACAUCAACCUGCGGAUCCAGAGCGACGAGGCCGAGGCCCGACACCGCCACGAGCUGGAGGAGCGGCAGCAGCAGGCGGCGGCGCUGCAGCAGACUCACAGACAGGAAGUGGAGAGGUUGGAGGCGCUGCACCGCGACGACCUGCUGCGCCUGGAGGCGGAGCUUCACAAACAGAGAGAGAGAACCAUGGCGCUCCUGGACGAGAAAGACCAGGAGCUGGAGAGGCUGCGGACCGCCGCGCUCAGCUGCAGCAGCGACACGGACAAGAUGGUCGCCGACGACCACGAGUCUGGCCCCGAGAGCGAGGGUGACAUCAUCAGCCAGGCCCUGCAGCGAGCGACGCCCAACGAGCCCACACUGCUGCUGUACGCCGAGCAGCUGGCCAGGAAGGAGGUGGAGGCGGCCGGCCUGCGGCGCCAGAAACACCGGCUGGAGGAGGACCUCCACCAGCUGCAGGCGAGGCUGAUCGCCAACGGAGAGCGACACGACGAGGAGGUGUACGAGCUGCGAGGACAACUCGACAAGCUGAUCAGAGAUCAGAGCAGAGAGGGCGCCAACAUGGAGUACCUGAAGAACGUCAUCUACAAGUUCCUGACACUGCAGGACGCCAGCGGGAGGCAGCAGACGCUCACCGCCAUCCUGACCAUCCUGCACUUCAGCCCGCAGGAGAAACUCAGCGUCAUGAGGCUGCAGGGGGCGACCUGGUGGACCGCCGGCAAGAGAUCCUAAAACCCCUGAAGAAGAAUCUGUAGUUUCUUAAACCUCUGACAGGAUGUUGAUAUGAAGGGGGCUGUAGUUUCCUGAUGAUCAUGUGACGUUUAAAUUCAUAGAAAAACUUGAUGAAGUUCGGUUUCUGUCAGCUGCUCCUGUAUGAACAGCUGUGAGAAACUCAAAUCACUCAUGUAUAUUUUUGAUUCCCUUGUUGAAAUUAAACUUUUUCCUGCUUCACAAA